AUGAAUGUGGUUUGCUGCACGCAGGUACGGCGUGGGGAGCAUCUGGUGCAUGACACGCUGCUGCAGAUACAGAACGCGGGGUCGGCCAUCCGACGGCCGCUCAAGGUGCAGUUCAUUGGCGAGGAGGGCGUGGACGAGGGCGGCGUGCAGAAGGAGUUCUUCCAGCUGCUGAUGCGCGAGCUGUUUGACGCCAACUUUGGCAUGUUCCGCAUGGAUCCGGAGCUGCGCACCUUUUGGUUCCGCGCGUCCAGCCUGGACCUGGCCAUGGAAUUUGAGUUGGUGGGCCUGCUGCUGGCGCUGGCCAUCUACAACAACCACAUCCUCGAAGUCUCCUUCCCCAUGGUUGUCUACAAGAUGCUGAUGGGCAGGGACGUUGGGUUUGAGGAUCUGAAGGAUGUCAGCCCGGAUGUGUACUCCAGCCUGAAGAAGCUGCUGGCCUAUGAGGGCGAUGUCUCAGAGCUAGGCUUGAUCUUUCAGGUGGAGCAGGAGGCGGAUUUUGGGGAGCCUAAUCUGGUGGUGGACCUCAUACCCAAUGGCGGGGACGUACCGGUGACGGCUGAGAAUCGGAAGCAAUAUGUGACCGCCUACAUGCAGCACCUGCUGGUCAAGUCUGUGAAGCGGCAGAGCCAGGCCUUCUGCAAGGGCUUCAAGAAGCUGUGGAGCAAGGAUCUGGUGUUCAAGCUCUUCCAGCCGGAGGAGCUGGAGUGCCUCAUCUGCGGCAGCACUGAACUGGACUUUGCAGCGCUGGAGAGCGCUGUGCAUUACGAGGACGGCUUUGAUGACAAAUCGCAGGUGGUGACCUGGUUCUGGGAGGUGGUGCACUGCUUCAGCGAGGAGCAGAAGAAGCGGCUGCUGUUCUUCGUGACAGGCUCGGAUCGCGUGCCCAUCAAGGGGCUCGCAUCGCUGCAGCCGCCCUUUGUCAUCUCGCGCAACGGCCCUUCCUCCAACCGCCUGCCUACUGCCCACACCUGCUUCAACCACCUCCUGCUGCCAGCCUAUGACGACAAGGCCAUCCUGCAAAAUCGGCUGGAGACCGCGAUCAACAAUGCAGAGGGCUUUGGCCUGAGAUGA
Molecule: messenger RNA, 1071 nt
Organism: Coccomyxa subellipsoidea C-169
Lineage: Eukaryota; Viridiplantae; Chlorophyta; Trebouxiophyceae; Coccomyxaceae
Product: HECT-domain-containing protein
Exons: 7
Coding region: 1-1071 (356 amino acids)
Biological process (GO): protein polyubiquitination
Molecular function (GO): ubiquitin protein ligase activity
Source: RefSeq, a predicted model, not a curated record